AUGAGCGCGUCGAACGGUGGACUCGAGCUCAGGGUUGGGAAUAAGUACAGGCUCGGUCGGAAGAUUGGGAGUGGGAGCUUUGGGGACAUUUACCUAGGGACGCACAUCAAGACGAAUGAGGAGGUCGGGAUCAAGCUGGAAAGCUGCAAGACAAAGCAUCCGCAGUUGCUCUACGAGACCCGGUUGUACAAAAUUUUACAGGGAGGCACGGGGGUGCCGAACGUGCGGUGGUACGGAAUCGAAGGCGAUUACAACAUCAUGGUGAUGGACUUGCUCGGUCCGAGCUUGGAGGAUCUGUUCAACUUUUGUAACCGGAAGUUGAGCCUGAAGACGGUGCUGAUGCUGGCGGAUCAGCUCGUGUCCCGGAUAGAGUACGUGCACAGUAAGAGCUUCAUCCAUCGCGACAUCAAGCCUGAUAACUUCUUGAUGGGGCUGGGUAAGCGCGCGAAUCAGGUGAACAUCAUCGAUUUCGGUCUGGCCAAAAAGUACAGAGAUCCCAAGACCCACUUGCACAUCCCUUACAGAGAGAACAAAAAUUUGACGGGAACGGCGAGAUACGCGAGUAUCAACACGCACGUUGGCAUCGAGCAGUCCAGGAGAGACGACCUCGAAUCUCUCGGGUACGUGCUCAUCUACUUCUUGCGGGGAUCAUUGCCGUGGCAAGGAUUGAAGGCGGCGACGAAGAAGCAAAAGUACGAGAAGAUUAGUGAGAAGAAGAUGACGACGCCCAUCGAAGUGCUGUGCAAGGGGUUCCCACCCGAGUUCGUGACGUACUUCCAAGUCGUGAGAUCUUUGCGUUUCUCAGACAAGCCCGAUUACUCUUACCUCAGAAAGUUGUUCCGCGAUUUGUUUAUUCGCGAGGGAUACCAGUACGAUUACGUGUUCGAUUGGACGAUCCUUAAGUAUCAACAGACGCAAGCGUUGACUCGUCCGACCGCGGGCCUCGGGGGGCAGGCGCAAGCUGGAACGAGUGGAGAUCAAGGCGAUCAGAGAGAUACGCUUCGUCGUCAGACGACAUUAGAGCGUCAAUCGAGUGCGACACGCGCGGCCGGAGGGAAGGAAGUUCUCGCGACGGAACGAUCUUCAUCCUUCGCUCGCGCGUACGAGCGCCAGCGAUCGAGCUCUCGACCGCUGACAAGUCGAGACGACGACGGAGGUCGAGCGUACCAAUAA
Messenger RNA from Ostreococcus tauri, 1173 nucleotides. Its product is annotated as Serine/threonine-protein kinase, active site. The transcript has 3 exons. The record is from RefSeq and is a predicted model, not a curated record. Gene Ontology annotation, cellular component: nucleus; cytoplasm. Gene Ontology annotation, biological process: peptidyl-serine phosphorylation; endocytosis; signal transduction. NCBI's taxonomy places the organism in Eukaryota, Viridiplantae, Chlorophyta, Mamiellophyceae, Mamiellales, Bathycoccaceae. Gene Ontology annotation, molecular function: ATP binding; protein serine/threonine kinase activity. The coding region runs from base 1 to 1173 and encodes 390 amino acids.